CGGCAUUCUGUAUCUACACCCGAUCCGUGAAGCAUCAUUAAAACCCACACCAGCGAAAAAAUUUCUCCCUCUUUUCCCCUCAAUUUUUGGUGGGCCCUGAAUCACAUGCGAGAUUUUGGGUCCGGCCGAUCUCCGAUCGGGUGAGUCAUCCUGUUGAAUCCCAAGAUCGAAGCUGGAUUCCUACUCCGCCGGGCGUCCGGAGGAUGAAUCCGCUCUGCUGCAUUGCUCCGGUGACGUCCGAGACCGAUCGAGCUGUGGUGAAGCCGCACGCGCCGGGCCAGGAGCUUGGUUCCGAAAGUGGCUACUUAGAUUCGACUGAGGUUAAUGGCGGUAAGAAUGGGAUCUUCCGGCCGUUGAGUUUUAACUCGAGAAGCAGCUUCUCGACCAACAGCCGCGGUGGAGGAGGAGGCGGAGGAGGGCUUGAUUCAGUCCCCGAUGCUUGCGGGGAAAGUGAUGAGGCGAGGAGCGUGGCCGGGAUUCUUUACAAAUGGGUUAAUUACGGGAAGGGAUGGAGGGUUAGAUGGUUCGUGUUGGAGGACGGGGUUUUGUCGUAUUACAAGGUGCACGGGCCGGAUAAAAUCGUGGUCAGCUUGGCGAAGGAGAAAGAGUUUCGGGUGGUCGGUGAAGAAAGCUGGAGGUACAUGAAGAAGGGCAGCAUUGGUAAUUUGAGUGGGAAUGGUUUUGUGGGGAAUGGAUUUGGUUCGGAGAAGCAGUGGAAGCCAUUUGGAGAAGUACAUUUGAAGGUUUCAUCGGUUCGGGCCAGCAAAUCGGACGACAAAAGGCUUUACAUAUUCACCGGAACUAAAACUCUCCACCUUCGUUGCCAGUCGAAGGAGGACAGGGUUUUGUGGAUUGAGGCACUUAUGGUGGCUAAAGAUAAAUUUCCAAGACUGUUGACGAGCAAUGAGCUGGCACUUUCUGAAGAAAUCGUAGUUUCUACGGAGAAACUGAGGUCGAGAUUGACUCAGGAAGGGAUUAGUGAGACAGUAGUCAAAGAUUGUGAAUCUAUAAUGCUAGAUGAGAUUGUAUUGAUACAGGACCAGUUGAAGAAUCUUCAAAUCAAGCACGUCUUGCUGCUCGACACAUUAAGGAGACUCGAGGUUACUGAGAAAAUUGAGCUGGAAACAACUGUAGUUGAUGAGACCAAGGCUCGGGAUUCAUGCUGUACACAGGGGAGAAGGUUCAGUGUUUCGGAUUUCUAUUCGGUCAUGUCGGGGGGAAGUGCUACUGACUCAGAAGCAGAUAACGAAAGUCGAUAUGGAGUCGACGUUGAAACGGAAGAUGAAAGAAUAUUUUUCGACACGAAUGAUUUCUUGUGUGCAGAGUCUCUCAGAAGCAGUUCAUACAGAAGACGAGAUAAUCCAGUAUAUGCUCAUAGCCCCUCAACAACUGAAAGGCGAUCUUCCUUCUCUGGUGUUGGGGUAGAGAUACGAGAACCCAACUUCCCAUAUAUCAAAAGAAGGGAUAAUUUACCGGAACCAAAAGAGAAAGAUAAGCCAGUAGGGCUAUGGUCGAUUAUUAAGGACAAUAUUGGAAAGGACUUGUCGGGUGUUUGUUUACCUGUUUACUUUAAUGAGCCUCUAUCCUCACUGCAAAAAUGCUUUGAAGACUUGGAGUACUCGUAUCUUGUCGAUCGGGCAUUGGAAUGGGGAAAGCAGGAAAACGAUUUGAUGAGAAUUCUAAAUGUAGCAGCUUUUGCUGUAUCCGGUUAUGCAUCAACCGAAGGCCGACAAUGCAAACCCUUUAAUCCUCUCCUAGGGGAAACCUACGAGGCUGAUUAUCCCGAUAAGGGUUUAAGAUUCUUUUCUGAAAAGGUACAUGGGUUCGUUCAAGACAACAAAACUGGCGAGAAGGUAGCGUUUUUACUUGGAAAAUGGGACGAGGCAAUGUAUUAUGUGAUGGGCGAUCCUUCCACGAAAGCCAACGGUUAUGAUCCCAUGACAGAAGCUGUUUUGCUCUGGGAAAGAGAUAAAUCAGUUCCCAAAACGAGGUACAAUCUCACGCCCUUCGCCAUAUCUCUGAAUGAGUUGACUUCUGGUCUACAAAAGAAACUUCCGCCAACCGACUCGAGGCUGAGGCCUGACCAGAGACAUUUGGAGAACGGUGAGUAUGAGCUGGCGAAUGCCGAGAAGCUGAGGCUCGAACAAUUGCAGAGACAGGCAAGGAAGCUGCAAGACAGAGGAUGGCAUCCGAGAUGGUUCCGGAAGGAUGAGGAAGGUUGUUAUCGGUACAUAGGUGGAUAUUGGGAGGCUAGAGAGAAAGAUAGCUGGGAGGAUAUACCCGAUAUAUUCAGACAGCCUUGCGAACUCCCGGUUAGUUUAGCCGAGGGAUGA
Messenger RNA from Striga asiatica, 2333 nucleotides. NCBI's taxonomy places the organism in Eukaryota, Viridiplantae, Streptophyta, Magnoliopsida, Lamiales, Orobanchaceae. The record is from the annotation of a GenBank genome assembly.